Messenger RNA from Schizosaccharomyces cryophilus OY26, 629 nucleotides. RefSeq names its product Spo12 family protein. Bases 96 to 362 code for a protein of 88 amino acids. The record is from RefSeq and is a predicted model, not a curated record. NCBI's taxonomy places the organism in Eukaryota, Fungi, Ascomycota, Schizosaccharomycetes, Schizosaccharomycetales, Schizosaccharomycetaceae. The transcript has a single exon.
AAAACAUAUAAACAAACAAGAACCUUGAAAACUCUGCAACAGCCAUAAUCUGGAUCAAAUAGAAUACAGAAGUUCAUAGGAAAAGGUCGUCAAAAAUGGCUUACGUUCAACAAACUCAAAGCAAAGAAGCACCUGAAAUCAUGGUACAACCACUUCAUCAAGGGAGCAAAAGUCUUCGUAAACAAAUAUUGGAGCCUCGAUUUAGUCGGGAAAAGAGCAAGGCAGUAACCAGUCCUACGGAUAACCUAAUGAGCCCCUGCACGGCAAAACUGCAAGCUCAUAAGAAAAAGUACUAUACAAAAGGCAAGCCUGUUGUGACAUCUUUGAAGCAGACACUAUUAGAAGCCAGAGAUGACAAUUAGCUUUCUAUGUCUCCAUGCUCUUUUAAGGCAACUUAGAGAUUUAGACGGGUUUUUAAAAGAUCGUGUUGUUUGUUUUAUGACUUAUGAUAUUUAUUUAAGACUUCUUUUUGGCAAAUCCUCACUUUUCGUCCACUCUCUGUUUAGUACCAUUCAUCUGUACUUCGCACUUAUUGCUUCUCUUUUCGGCCUUUUCUUCGGCAACUCGUACUUUUAUUUAUUCUAACUAUUUUAAAUGCACUUGCAAUGUAUAGUAUUAGACCUCCUUCA